GUGAUGAAUAUUGUCAUCUCAAAGAAAGAAAGAAAGAAAAAAGCACGGGUAUAAAAUGUUUCGUCGUGCUCGGUUUUACAUUCAAUACAUGUAUUGAAUUUCCGGUUUCUUCUCACACGUGAAUCGCUUGGCUAGACUCACACGUGAGAAGUGUUUACCAUAUGAAAAGAGAUAGAUUGCCAUGGCAACAGUUUUAGUGUUAGGAGGCGGCGGCCGUGAACAUGCGUUGGCAUGGAAACUGGCACAGUCAGCAGAUGUUCGUCACAUUUAUGUGUCACCUGGUAACGCAGGAACCGAGAGCAACCCCAAAACCAGUAAUGUGGCUUUGAAUGUGAAGAACUUUGGGGAGGUUAGAGAUUUCUGUCAGAAGGAAACUGUGUCGUUGGUUUUGGUUGGACCAGAAGAUCCUCUGGCUGCUGGGAUAGCUGACCAUCUAACUAGUCAAGGAGUCCCCUGUUUUGGCCCCAGUGCCAAGGCUGCUCAGAUUGAGGCCAGUAAGGACUUCGCCAAAAAGUUCAUGUCCAGACAUGGCAUUCCUACAGCCAGGUUCUGCAGUUUCACUGAUGUUAGUGAGGCAUAUCAACAUAUCAACCAGGCAGACUACCCUGCCUUGGUGGUGAAGGCCAGUGGAUUAGCAGCGGGGAAGGGCGUGGUGGUAGCUGAAACCAGACAGGAAGCCUGCCAAGCUGUCAGAGAUAUGUUAAAUAACAAGAUGUUCGGACCAGCAGGGGAGACAGUUGUAAUUGAGGAACUUCUAACAGGGCAUGAAGUGUCGUGCUUGGCCUUUUCUGAUGGUUCCUCAAUUUCCAUGAUGCCUCCUGCACAGGAUCACAAGCAGCUGAAAGACGGAGACACCGGACCAAACACUGGAGGAAUGGGGGCUGUAUGUCCUUAUCCGAUGAUAUCGGAUAAAGACUUGGAGACCGUUAGACAGGAAGUAUUACAGAGAGCUGUGGAUGGAAUGAAACAGGAAGGCUUCCCAUUUAUUGGUGUUUUGUAUGCUGGAAUAAUGCUGACAAGUUCUGGUCCAAAAGUUCUGGAAUUUAACUGCCGGUUUGGGGAUCCUGAGACGCAGUCGAUCUUACCUCUGUUGGAGUCGGACUUGUAUGAGAUUUGUCGAGCCUGUGUGGAGGGAAAGCUCAGCCAGAACUUGCCACAUUUUACACGUGACCUAUACACAGCGGGGGUGGUACUAGCCAGUGGGGGAUACCCCGGGGGGUAUAAGAAAGGAUUACCCAUCACAGGUAUCGAUGGAGUGGAAAAGCUGGGACCCAGAGUUCAAGUAUUCCAUGCUGGGACAACUAAACAGGAACAGGGCAUUGUAACAAGUGGUGGGCGUGUCCUGGCUGUAGUAGCGAUGAACUCUGACCUGCAGUCUGCCUGUUCAAAAGCUCAGAGAUGGGCGGGUUUUAUUCAGUUUGAUGGAGCUUAUCACAGAUCUGAUAUUGGAUUCAGGGUACUAGACAGGUACAAUUCUAUAACCCCCCAUCUCUCAUACAAAGACUCUGGAGUUAACAUAGAGGCAGGAAACAGUCUGGUAAAGGCUAUUCAACCAUUGGCUAAAGAGACUAAGAGACUUGGAUGUGAUGCUAGUCUGGGUGGAUUUGGUGCUUUGUUUGACAUUAAGGCAGCAGGAUUUACAGAUCCUAUCCUGGUGUCUGGUACAGAUGGAGUGGGCACAAAACUCAAAAUUGCUCAAGCCAUUGGUGACCACUCUACUAUUGGUCAGGACUUAGUGGCCAUGUGUGUGAAUGAUAUUUUGGCCCACGGAGCGGAGCCACUGUUCUUCCUGGAUUACUUUGCCACAGGGCACCUGAACGUUUACACUGCCAAGGAAAUCAUCGCAGGGAUAGCUGCUGGUUGUAAACAGGCAAACUGUGCCCUUGUGGGUGGGGAAACGGCAGAAAUGCCAGGAUUGUAUCGUGGAGAGGACUAUGAUCUAGCAGGGUUUGCUGUCGGAGCUGUGGAACGUGGACAGAUCCUUCCCAGGGUGCAACAGAUGAAUGAAGGAGACGUUCUAAUUGGUCUGGCAUCCAGUGGUCUCCAUAGUAACGGGUUCAGUCUGGUGAGGAAGGUGGUGGAAAAGUUGGGAUACGGAUACGAUGUUCCUGCCCCCUUCAGUAGUGGAAAGACUUUGGGAGAAGAGUUUCUGGUGCCUACGAAGAUUUAUGUCGAGGAGUUACUUCCCUUGAUGAAUCAGGGUUGUAUAAAAGCUUUUUCUCACAUUACCGGAGGAGGUCUGAUGGAGAAUCUCCCCCGCGUUUUACCAGAACACCUAAUGGCUAGAAUUGAUGCUGGACUGUGGUCAGUACCUGCAGUGUUUGGCUGGCUAGCAGACAAGGGUAACAUUACGGCCAGUGAGAUGUGUCGGACCUUUAACUGCGGUGUGGGAGGAGUUGUAGUGAUUGACAAGUCCCAGGCUGACUACGUUUUACAGUAUUUAAUAACAUCAGGUCUGACUGCCUCUGUCAUUGGCAGACUUCUCAGUAGACAAGGGGGAGAGUGUGUUGUGAUCCAGAAUCUGCAGCAGGCUCUGUCCAAAUCCUGGAAAGUUCCGCGUGUUUCCCAGAAAAAGAAAGUGGGGGUCCUCAUCUCGGGGACAGGAACCAAUCUUCAGGCUUUGAUAGACAGCACUACUGGGGAAAACAACAAUUGUUCAUCUGAAAUCGUCGUAGUUAUCUCAAAUAAAGCUGGGGUGCUAGGACUCGAACGUGCACAAAAGGCAGGGAUCAAAACAAAGGUAAUUAACCACAAGGACUUUGGGAGUCGUGUAGAGUUUGAUAUGGAGGUAGACAGAAGUCUGAGGGAGGCUGGAGUGGAGAUCGUCUGUCUGGCCGGCUUCAUGAGGAUUCUCUCAGGCGAGUUCGUUAAGAAGUGGAGGGGACACAUGCUAAACAUUCAUCCAUCGCUGCUGCCAUCUUUCAAAGGUCACAACGCACAUGAACAAGUCAUAGCAGCAGGGGUCAGAAUUUCUGGCUGUACGGUUCACUUUGUAGAGGAGGAGGUAGAUGCUGGAGCCAUUGUUGUCCAGGAAUCUGUCCCUGUGUAUCCAGGGGAUACCGCCACUUCAUUGGCUGAUAGAGUAAAGAGGGUGGAGCACACAGCCUUCCCACAAGCCCUAGAGCUGGUGGCUAGUGGUCAGGCCAGUCUGAGAGGUGGAGUCCUGCAGUGGGGUCAUUAGGUCAAAGUUGAACCAGACAAUUGCAUCAUUGUCAUUCAGAAGAGGGGGCACUAAGGGGGGCAGUGGGGACAUGAUUAUUCACAACAAAAUUACCUUAAAUCUGUAGGUCAGAAGUGUAUGUAAGUGUUGGAGACAGAGUAGUGCAAUAGUGGUAGAUUAAUGAAGAUUGGUUAAUAUUUGUCUCUGCAAGUUACUCAAAAAAAAAAGUACACGUGCGUUAUUCGGCGACGUGAUGUACAUUCAUUGUAUUACCUUACGUAGCUUUCAGGCUGUGUUCGUAAUUACAUUGUGUUACCUUACGUAACUUUCAGGCUGUGUUUUGUAAUUACAUUGUAUUACCUUACGUAACUCUCAGGCUGUGUUUCGUAAUUACAUUGUGUAACCUUACGUAACUUUCAGGCUGUACGUGUUUCGUAAUUACAUUGGAUUACCUUACGUAACUCUCAGGCUGUGUUUUAUAAUUACAUUGUAUUACCUUACGUAACUUUCAGGCUGUGUUUUGUAAUUACAUGUUUGUACACGGUAAUGAUAGCUGAUCAGUUUUGAUUUUAAGAAUUUCAUGAAGAAAGAUCUUUUGAUCACCCCCUCCCUGAACUGUGGAUACUUAUAAACAUUAUCAUAUUGUAUAUAUACUUAAUGAUUCUCUGACCAUCAAUCUCACAUUAUCAUAUUGUAUAUACUUAAUGAUUCUCUGAUACUUAUAAACAUUAUCAUAUUGUAUAUACUUAAUGAUUCUCUGACCAUCAAUCUCAUUACAACUGUGGAUACUUAUAAACAUUAUCAUAUUGUAUAUACUUAAUGAUUCUAUGAUACUUAUAAACAUUAUCAUAUUGUAUAUACACCUGUACUUAAUGAUUCUCUGACCAUCAAUCUCGUUACAUUAAGGUCAGAGAAUAUAUCAGUACAGGUAAGAGUCCAUUUGUGUUUGUAAGAUGUCAUUGUGAUAAUGUAACAUAACAGCUGAGAUUGUGUUGUAAGAUAUUAUUUGGGGGGGGGGGGGGGAUCUACUGCGCAGGGACUCUGAUCAUUUCAGGUUGUGAGUUUUGUUCUGUAAAUAUGUUAAAUUUCAGAAAUUAUGUACAUGUAAAUGUUUAUAGUAUUCCGUGCCAUAUUGUAUUGACUUUCACAUGACUCAAAUUUACUAAAUGUUUGUAAAGUUCAGUGCCAUAUUGUAUUGACUUUUACAAGAACUACAAUUAAUGAAAUGCUCACAAGGUUCAAUGCCGUAAUAUAAUUACCUUCACACAGAUUUAUCCAGUACUGGCUUGUUUUGUACUCCUCUAUGGAAUCUCAUCAUUUUUGUUACGUUUUUGAAUCUCAUCAUUAUAUAGUUCCCUUUUGAUAUUUUUGAAUAAAAGUGACAAGACAUU
Messenger RNA from Ostrea edulis (European flat oyster), 4551 nucleotides. Its product is annotated as trifunctional purine biosynthetic protein adenosine-3-like. The transcript is spliced from 21 exons. Gene Ontology annotation, cellular component: cytosol. NCBI's taxonomy places the organism in Eukaryota, Metazoa, Mollusca, Bivalvia, Ostreida, Ostreidae. Gene Ontology annotation, molecular function: phosphoribosylamine-glycine ligase activity; phosphoribosylglycinamide formyltransferase activity; phosphoribosylformylglycinamidine cyclo-ligase activity. The coding region runs from base 182 to 3181 and encodes 999 amino acids. Gene Ontology annotation, biological process: 'de novo' IMP biosynthetic process; adenine biosynthetic process. The record is from RefSeq and is a predicted model, not a curated record.